Messenger RNA from Anneissia japonica, 711 nucleotides. Its product is annotated as protein CASC1-like. Lineage: Eukaryota; Metazoa; Echinodermata; Crinoidea; Comatulida; Comatulidae. Gene Ontology annotation, cellular component: axoneme. The record is from RefSeq and is a predicted model, not a curated record. Gene Ontology annotation, molecular function: microtubule binding; beta-tubulin binding. The transcript is spliced from 6 exons. Bases 16 to 696 code for a protein of 226 amino acids.
UUUGGGUGGGUCAUUAUGGUUGUGUCGAUGUUAUGUAACAGUAUGAUUAUGUUCUUAGCAUGCAUAACACCAGAAUGGCCAGUUAGAAAGCCACCAAAACCAAAGUCUCCUGCCAAGGGAAAGAAGCCCAAACUAAGCAAAGCAGACAAGGAGAAACUCAAGAAAGAAGAAGCUGAAAGAAAAUCAAAAGAGGAAGAGGAAGCGCGCUUAAAAUCUGAACAAGAAGAAAAAGAACGUCUGGAAAGAGAACAUCUUGAGAAUGAGGAACGAGCACGCAUUGAAGCCAAGGAAAAAGAGCGGCAUGCAGCUGAGGUUACAGAGCUAAGUAGCAUCCUUCAAGGCAAUGCCACAGCACUACAAAACCUGCAAGAGGAAAGGAGAGCCAAUGCCAAAUGGGAUCGUUACGUGCUAUGUAAUGGUAGUCCUGACCCUACCGUGCCAAGUGAAAUAAACACGUACAUCAACCUGUGGAAGGAGGAUAAAGAUCGCAAUGAUAUUGAUUGUGUCCUGAAGGAAAGCAAGUUAACUCUAUCUUUGAUUGAAGAAGUUGUGCAACACAUGAAAAGCUUAGCAGGUGACCAACUCCCUGAUACCACCGAAAAGUACUUGAAAGAGACUAUUGCAGACUUAGAGGCGUUACUGAUUCAGAAAAUGGACCAGGCCAGUCUACUUUUGCUGAAGGUUAGAUUAUAUUAACUGAUUCCUCUCUAU